Messenger RNA from Menidia menidia (Atlantic silverside), 504 nucleotides. The record is from the annotation of a GenBank genome assembly. Lineage: Eukaryota; Metazoa; Chordata; Actinopteri; Atheriniformes; Atherinopsidae.
AUGGCAACGGACGACCAGGCCCCCCCCAUCCAGGGGGUCAUCCAGGCCCCCCAGACCUCAGUCAUCCAGGCCCUACAGGUCCAGGGAGUCCAGAUAUCCACCAAUGGCGGCGAGCUGGAGGACGAAGACACGAGGAAGGGGAGGGAGAUCCUGUCCAGGCGCCCGUCCUAUCGGAAAAUCCUCAACGAGUUAUCGUCAGACGCACAGGCGGUGCCCAGAAUCGAGGAGGAGCUGACGGAGGAAGAGUCUCCAGCAUCAGGAAGCCCCAACUACCAAACCAGCUCAGGACAAUACGUUUCCAUCUCCCAGGCGACGGCCCUCCAGCUGGGCCUCCCCGAUGGCCUCCCGGGGGCCCAGACCCUGACGGUGGGCGGGGCCCCCCCGCCCGGAGCCGCCCUCCUGCAGGCCGCAGACUCCCCACACCAGUUCUUCCUCCAGGGGGGGCAGGUGCUCAUCCAAGCUGUCUCUCUGUUCCGCUCUGACGGGGUUCAGACGGGAAUCUGA